Molecule: messenger RNA, 504 nt
Organism: Dentiscutata erythropus
Lineage: Eukaryota; Fungi; Glomeromycota; Glomeromycetes; Diversisporales; Gigasporaceae
Source: the annotation of a GenBank genome assembly
AUGGACUUGAAAAUAAGCGAUCAAUGCCCAGUUUAUGCAUCGUUUUUCGGACACGCUGGAGUUGCAGCAGCGAUGAUCUUUAGCUCUAUUGGUGCUGCUUAUGGGACAACAAAAGCUGGAAUUGGAAUUGCUGGUGCCGGAACUUUUAGACCUGAGCUUAUUAUGAAGUCGCUUCUACCUGUAAUUAUGGCUGGUAUUAUUGCUGUUUAUGGACUUGUUAUAUCUGUUUUGAUAUGUGGAUCGUGUCUUACAGUAGGCCUUGCAGGUUUGGGAGCAGGUUACUCAAUAGGAGCUGUUGGUGAUGCUUUUGUUAGAGCUUAUGCACAACAAACGAGACUUUUUGUUUCAAUGAUUUUGAUGUUAAUUUUUGCCGAAGUAUUGGGUCUUUAUGGAUUAAUUGUUGGCUUGAUUCUUAAUACUAAGGCCAGGCGAUCCUUUGAAAAGUUCAAAGAGAUCAAGACCCAAUGUGUUCUUGCAAAGCAUCAGUUUUCUCGGAAUGCGUGA